AAAUUACGGCGAAGGUUUUUCGUUGUAGCAGUGCGUGGCAAACAGAAUUUAUGUGUAUUUAUUUGAAAUUCACCUCUUCCUAUUCCUAAAUAAAACAACUAUAGAAUCACACAUAGCUGUACAAAAUGAGUGACAACGACGAUUUGUACAUGGUGAUAGUGGGUGACGACGGCGAAAGUGUUUCUCAUAUAAAAAUUGACCCAAACUUUGAGAUAAAGCAAGAGAAACUCGAUGAUGAUGAUGAGGUCCAAAUCAAAGUUGAACAAUUACUCGAUUCAGCAGCUGAACAUGGUGAAGUUUUGGACCUCGAUGAGGAAAACUUCAAUAUGUUGAUUGGAACAGAUGAUGACAACAAAUUUAAUAUUGAAACUGAACAUGAGGACCGGGAAAGCAACAUCGACUUUAUUGUAGAUGAUGAUACCCAAGAAAGUGCUGGGCAAGACAGUGAUGAUGAAUUUGUGCCUUCCGAUAGGUCCGAAUAUGAAAGUGAUGAUGAAGUUAAAAGUGACAAUGAAGAUAUUAAAGAUGAAAAGAUUAGGAAGAAAACUAAAUUUAGACGAAGAGGAAAGAACAGACAAGAAAUUUCCUAUGUGCAGUAUUUAAGAGACGAGUAUAAUGAUUUGAGGGAUGAUGAGGAAUUGCUUAUAAACUGUAUUGUCGAGUUAAUGAGACAAGUUCAGCGUCCCGAACCUCCGGAAGAUCAAUUUAUUAUGAAUGGAAUUAUGUUUGAGUGUAUUCAUUGCGAGAAGCAGUCAACUUCGAUUCCAAAUGCUCAGAGGCACUACCAAGAUUACCAUGGCGAGAGAUACUUGUAUUGUUAUGCCUGUGGGAGUGAUUUUAGAAGUUCCACUAACCUGUACAAGCAUGAGAAGAGGUGUAAUGCUGCUGACAUCAAAAUUGUGCUGAAAGCUCGAGCCCAGGUGCUGGGACGUAAAGGCAGAUCCAGACCAUAUAUACCAGAAUUCAUUGAUCAGAAGGAGGAUCGCAAGCCGAUAAAGCGCUAUUAUUGUACAGAGUGCUCAGCGAGCUUCGUCACCAAGUAUGGGGCGGAGUCUCACCUGCGGAUGCACCGGGGCGAGCGGCCAUACGUCUGCCCCCACUGUCCCCGCGCGUACACCUCGCAGACCACGCUGGCGCGUCACAAGUUGAAACACGGCAGUCAGGAGUACAUCUGCGAUCACUGCAGCCGCAGCUUCAAGCUCAAAGCGGCGCUCAUACUGCACAUGGAUACGCAUGCGCCGUUGAAGAAGUAUCCGUGUCUCGAAUGUCCCCGCCGCUACUCACAGAAGUCUGCUCUGUUGGUGCAUGUCAACCGAGACCACAGACUGCUGCCGCUGCCCUUCCCCUGCCAGAUAUGUCCUAAGAGAUAUCCGCGUAUGUCUGUACUUAAAAACCACAUGAAGAAAGCUCACGGCAUGCUUCUCAUGUCACGCAAGAUGUUCUUCAAGCAACUGCCUUUACUAACGAAGACUCAAAUAGACCAAGCCAAAGUUAUACUGAAAAGUGCAGAGGAUCCGUAUGCUGAUUUGUUGUAUUCGGAUAAAAUUAGUAAUCCAGAAGAGUUAUAUGAAUAACGCGUCUAUAGUACCAAAUAGUAACUGUAAGUUAUAUUUAUUUAAGUUUUAAUUAUUUUAGCACAAUUUUAUUUGUGAAGUUGAUUAGCUAUGUCAACACUGUGCCUUUUUUUGUUCAUGAAGGGCAUGCGUCAUAGCGCAGUCAACAGCGCACGUGAGCCGUACGUGAACUGUACUCUGGUCUCUGACCAUAUCCAAAACUUGCGCUUUGUUCUAUUUUUGGAAUUUCUUAUGACCAAAUAAGCCGCACAUAUUCCACCCAGUAAA
Molecule: messenger RNA, 1841 nt
Organism: Aricia agestis (brown argus)
Lineage: Eukaryota; Metazoa; Arthropoda; Insecta; Lepidoptera; Lycaenidae
Product: zinc finger protein 484-like
Exons: 9
Coding region: 126-1574 (482 amino acids)
Biological process (GO): regulation of DNA-templated transcription
Molecular function (GO): RNA polymerase II cis-regulatory region sequence-specific DNA binding; DNA-binding transcription factor activity, RNA polymerase II-specific
Source: RefSeq, a predicted model, not a curated record